Molecule: messenger RNA, 1765 nt
Organism: Uloborus diversus
Lineage: Eukaryota; Metazoa; Arthropoda; Arachnida; Araneae; Uloboridae
Exons: 5
Coding region: 98-859 (253 amino acids)
Source: RefSeq, a predicted model, not a curated record
AAAGUUUUCCGCGCGUUUUGAUUGCAUUUAUCUACGGGUGGAGUCUUUUUGAGACGGGGAAUAUAGCUUCGCUUGCACGUGAACGUCCGUUUAAAAAAUGUUGUGGCUUUGUUUAGUAGUAAGCUUGGCUAUUUUUGGAAGUGUAUCUUCAGCAGAAGAGGUGGAUCUUGAUGAUUUAAAGUGCAACCUAAAAAUAUGUGGAGCUGAACUACUUAGUUUUGAAUCUUUUAGUUUUGCUAAGCUAUUCAGGAAGCUAGAAGUUGCCAAUUUCUGUGUGAAGAACUGCACUCCACCAGUAGUUCACGAAUUCUACCAAGGAAUCAUUUUCGCCAUAACAAAGAGAAUUCCCGGACACUGCUCUGGAACCCAAUGUGUAGAUAAGAACCGAUUCGUGGCUCUCGCUCAGUGUGUCCAUGAUCAACUGAUUCACUUGAUUAUGUGCAGCAAGCGUCUGAUUGAUCUGGCUCACGUUGGAUUAACCCUGCAUCUUACAGACGCUAAGAGAAAUACUACUUGCAGCAUCGUCACCGAGACCACCCAAUGCUUCGAAGAGACUCUGCAGUAUUGUGGCGAAAAGCCAUUCCAGCUGACGAAAGAGAUCUUCUUCGAUGUCGUGCGAGUAGGCAUCAACGCCUAUUGCCACCCUGCUUACAGCAAGGAAGGACUCAUCAUCAAGAGGACAACAGUAGAUCCUAACGAACCGACAGAAGUGACCUAUCCAUCUGGUUUCGAGCCGGAGCCACACCCCAAAUUCGUGAAAGGAUACAGGAAAGGUGCUGCUGGCCCGCAUUCAACAGUGUCCUUCGUUUGCCUUCUUGGAAGUUUGAUCAUCGCGUUUAGUAUCAGUAGAUUGUUUUAGGGCAAGAGUGAAAAUCUAAAGAACUUCUUUUCUAUAUUUUCUGUUAUGAAUCAAAGUUUCUGUUUGAUUCUUUUAAGACUCAAGUGUUUAUUUGUGACCCGUUAACGACAACGUUAAUAGUUUUUUGGAAAACUUUCCAAAGUCAUUGCUUUUACGCUGCCGUGGGCAGGUAAACGACAGUAUCCUUGCAGAAAUAAAUUUUCGAGACAUUAAUUUGAAGAUACGCGUUUUGGAUUCAAUACUAACAAUGGGAAAAUGUUGGAAUUAGACGCAUUUUUCGUUCUUUCUUUCAGCGAAACCCAAACAAACAAGCUUGUACAAAUGCUAACGUACAAUAGAUGACAAAAAUGCGAAACAUGAAAACUGAAAAAUUCGCAGUUCGGCCCUUUACCUGCCCACGGUAGUACACUUCUGUAUACUAUUCUACCAUAGUUUCGUUUUGUUGCAAUUAUAUCAAUAAUUUUAUCAUCAUGAAUCAAAGCUUUUGUUUGACACCUUUAAGAUUAAAGUUGUAAAGAUGUUAAUUUGUAACAAUAUUAUUCUCAUAUAAAUGGCAAAGUUACCAUUUUUUCGUGAGAAGGCAUUGUCUAAAUAGGUCAUAAUAUUGAUAUUGCUAGGUAUGACUGCUACCUAUAAUCAAAUGAUUAUCUUUAGUUAUGAAUCAAAGCUUCUCUUUGAUUCUAUUACGACUAAUGGCUUCUAGUUUUAACACGAUGAUUCUCAUUUAAGUGACAACAUAUAUACUUUUCUGAAGAGCAAAUCCAAAUAGGUCAUAGUAUUGACAGUGUUAUCGUUCCAUAGUUUAGCUUUUUACAAUCAAAACAGUAUUUUUUGUAACGAAUCGAAGCUUAUGUUUAACUCCUUGAACGCUAAAGAUGUUAUAUUCAGUAAAUUACCGUCCAUUAG